Molecule: messenger RNA, 3340 nt
Organism: Cydia strobilella
Lineage: Eukaryota; Metazoa; Arthropoda; Insecta; Lepidoptera; Tortricidae
Product: ATP-binding cassette sub-family B member 10, mitochondrial
Exons: 10
Coding region: 63-2216 (717 amino acids)
Biological process (GO): oligopeptide export from mitochondrion
Cellular component (GO): mitochondrial inner membrane
Molecular function (GO): ATP hydrolysis activity; ATP binding; ABC-type oligopeptide transporter activity
Source: RefSeq, a predicted model, not a curated record
ACAAGUGAUAUGACAGGGGAAAUUAUUUAUUUUCUUUUCGAAUAAAGUUUAAAAAUUAUAAAAUGUUACGACUGCUUGUAAAUUUUAACGUUAGGAUAUCUAGUAGGCGUACACAUGUAUUGUUUGGUUUACCUAUUGCCAAGCAUUCGUGUCAUCACUGCGGUCACAGGUUAUAUUUCUCUCACAAGGCCCCAGUCUUUAGGAAUUAUUACGAAAGGGCUUCGCACAGUAGAAAUGGUUUAUUUAAUACGAAAACGAGGUAUUAUUCGAGCCAAGUGGAAGUUAAAACUAAGAACGAACCUAUUGAAACGUCGAAAGUAAAUUCUGCAAUUACUGGGUCUAAGAAAAUAAAUGUAAAAUUAAAGCCUUCGGAAUUGAAGCGAUUAUUUGCAUUAGCAGCUCCGGAAAAAUGGACUCUGACUGGUGCUAUUGGAUUACUUAUCAUAUCAUCAAGUGUGACCAUGGCCAUCCCAUUCUCGCUGGGUAAAGUCCUGGACAUCAUCUACAGCAGUACAAAUGACCUGGCAGGAGCAAGAGAGAAACUUGACACACUCUGUUUGAUGCUCUGUGGAGUAUUUCUUAUUGGAGGCUUAUGUAACUUUGGAAGAGUGUAUCUUAUGUCAAUAUCAGGCCAGAGAAUGACACAAGCUCUCCGUAAACAAGUUUUCAACGCAAUAUUGCGGCAGGAACCCGCAUGGUUUGGUAAAACAUCCACUGGUGAACUGGUGAAUAGACUGUCGGCUGACACUCAGCUGGUGGGUCGCAACCUCAGCCAGAAUGUCAGUGAUGGCCUGAGGUCAUUGUUUAUGGUUGGAGCGGGGACUGGCAUGAUGAUGUAUAUGUCCCCAUCGCUGGCGAUGGUCGGUCUAUGCGUGGUGCCGCCCGUGUCGGUGCUAGCCGUCAUAUACGGCCGCUUCGUGAGGAAUAUCACAAGGCAACUGCAGGACAGUUUAGCUGAGACUAGUGAGCUCGCCGAAGAGAAGAUAUCGAACAUAAAAACAGUGAAAGCGUUCAGUAAAGAGCAGGCAGAGGGCGAGUCAUACGCGAAGCGGAUAGAGAAGCUUCUACAGCUAGCGUAUAAGGAGUCGCUCGCCGUCGGCAGUUUUUAUGGACUGACCGGUCUUUCUGGCAACGUGAUAAUCAUCCUAGUCUUAUACUACGGAGGCGGUAUGGUUGCCACGGAACAAUUGACAGUCGGCAACCUAACUUCCUUCCUGCUGUAUGCGGCGUACGUCGGCAUCAGUAUAGGAGGGCUGAGCAGUUUCUACACGGAGCUGAAUAAAGGAAUGGGAGCUGCCACAAGACUGUGGGAUAUUAUUGAUAGGGAGCCGGCAAUACCUACCACAGGAGGCCUAAGGCCCAAAGAGCGUCCAAAAGGCGAGAUAAUUCUAGAGAACGUUAAGUUCGACUACCAAGGCGCCCCGCUACUUAAAGGCCUAAACCUACAUCUGCACCCAGGACGGUCUUUAGCCCUAGUCGGUCGGUCAGGGUGCGGGAAAAGCACUGUAGCAUCACUCAUAUUGAGAUUAUAUGACCCUGUGGAAGGCAGGAUAUUGCUUGAUGGAGUGGAUAUUAGGGAGUUGGAUCCUGUUUGGUUGAGGAGUCAUAUUGGUUACGUUAGUCAGGAACCCGUGUUGUUUAGUGGAUCAAUAAAGCAUAAUAUUUUAUACGGAUCGUUAGACGAAUUAGAGGACUCCGAAGAACUAAAUGAAACAGAUAAAGAUAAGAAAAUGCCAGCGUGGCUAGCAGCAGCGCGGACAGCACAUCUACACCAGCUAGUCCGCGGCGGCGCCGGCGCCGGCAACGGCUGGUCGCGCAGCGUCGGCGCGCGCGGCGGACAGCUCAGCGGCGGGCAGAAGCAGCGCGUCGCCAUAGCACGCGCCAUCGUCAAGAACCCAAAAAUCCUUAUCCUAGACGAAGCUACCUCAGCGUUAGAUACGUUUUCCGAAUACCUAGUCGAUAAAGCACUGAAAAACAUAAGCAAAGACCGUACCAUGCUCACAAUAGCGCAUAGAUUGAGCACUAUACAGUCCGCCGACGAAGUAGCAGUUCUCGACGGCGGAGUGAUUGUCGAAAAGGGACCUUAUGCAGAACUCAUGGCCAAACAGGACGGCGUUUUCAGAGAAAUCAUCACGCAUCAGCGAUUAUCGAAAAAGCCACAAGAAGCGACAAAUGUUAAUGGAACAGUCACAAAUAUUAAUGGCAAUAUCUUAUAAGUUGUAUAUUUAAAUUACGAAAUUGAAUGUGAUAUACCAGAUUAUUUUUUAUUCCAAUUUAGUUUUAGACUGUUUUUAAAUAUCGGCGAGUUUACGUCAAUGUUUUAAAGAAAAUUUAUCAUAAUUUGAGAAGUGUCUGAUUUAAAUAAAUGUGAUCGCAUCUGAGUGAUGCUUGAUAUUUUCGAAACACACAACACACCGUGUAUUAAAAUUGAUCGUUUUGUUAUAAGAAUAAAUUGUGUUAGUAGGUAGCAGUAUUAAAAACAAACAGCUGGAACUGCAAUGAACUUUAUUCAGGUUUUGAAACUAUCUUGCUCAUUUCAUGAUUGCCUAAUCACUUUCUCUAAUCACAUAAAAAAAUGAUCGAUCAGCUUUGUGUUUUUGCGAACGAAAAUAUUGUUGUCUAAGACUCUUACUCUUACGUCAAGUGUUAAAUUUAGAUAGAAUUUAUCUUUCUAUACCUCGUUUUUUUAGCAUCAAGAUUGUUAACCUUUUUUCUAAUGCUAAUAAAAACGAGUUAUACGAUAAAAACAAAAGACUUGUUGACGUAGGUAAUGGUCUGCAAAUAUGUUUCUAUGAAUUUGCUAGUUUUACAAAUUAUAUUACAAUUACACUUCCUUCCAUUGCAAUAACUAUCAGAAUAGUAAAUAUUUCCGAAAGGACUGGAACGAUUUUUUAAUUGUUGUAAGUUUUAUAAUUGUAUAAAUGAAUGGUACUGUAAUGUCAACUCUAAUACCAUUAGCAAAAUGAUAAUAGUGCAAUUAGUAACAACAAUUAGUAAAUUAUUAUCUAAGCGUAGGUAUACUUAUAUACCUACUUAUAUCGCUAAGAUUUGUAAAGAUCCAUGAGUAAUUUUACAGUAAAUCAUUUUACAGUAAAAACUAGUUUUUAAAAUUUAAUUUGACUUGUUUCCUGAUAGAUCUUUAUAAAACUUAGGCUAACAUAACUAGACAACAGAUAAGGUAUUAAUUACGUUUUCAAUAUAAAAAAUGUGUUCAAAUCGCAUUAAUUUUUAUUUAUGACAGUUCAAUACGUAUUUUUAGUCUUACAAAAAGUUACAAUAUAAACGGGUAGCGGAAUAUUUUUGUCUGAAACAAAUAAAAUAGUUGUUGUUAUUUUUAAAA